Onychostoma macrolepis is the source of this 5813-nucleotide messenger RNA. RefSeq names its product regulatory factor X, 1a (influences HLA class II expression) (gene rfx1a). Lineage: Eukaryota; Metazoa; Chordata; Actinopteri; Cypriniformes; Cyprinidae. Bases 301 to 3405 code for a protein of 1034 amino acids. Gene Ontology annotation, biological process: regulation of transcription by RNA polymerase II. Gene Ontology annotation, molecular function: DNA-binding transcription factor activity, RNA polymerase II-specific; RNA polymerase II cis-regulatory region sequence-specific DNA binding. Gene Ontology annotation, cellular component: nucleus. The transcript is spliced from 19 exons. The record is from RefSeq and is a predicted model, not a curated record.
CGUGAGUCUCCAUACACAUUGCUGGAUAGCCACCCAUCCGUAGCGCUCGGCUAGCGUUGCUAUGGAGCCAGGUGUUAUAAACGCUGUUGGCAUAGUUACACCGACGACCACGUUGACAAACCCGCCGUUAUUGCUGGAUAAACCAGAUGCGCUCCUGUUCUUCACCUUUACUGACCACUCGAUGCCUAUUGGAUGUGAAACCAUAUGUAAUAUAAUGUGCAGAAAUGGCAUUCGUGUCAGUCAGUGCAUUGUAAAUAAGAUGCAAAGCAGGACAUUUGACUGCGCAGGUACUGGGUCGAGAUGUUUGCACGACCACGAGUAGAUUCUUUUGUCAGUCCAAUGGCAACUCCAGCGUAUGUGAGGGAGCUGCAGCAGACCUCCCAGCCUCAGGGGGGCGGUGUGACCCCCACAUCAGGCCAGGCUGCCACCGUGACGGCAGCUCCGCAACAAUUCCUGGCUGAACUUCAGACUACAGGGGCCACGCCUUCAGCGGCCCCGCCCACCGGCCAGACCACGCCCCCUCCCUCACAAGCACAGAAGAGCCAGGCACCGCCCGCACAAGCCCCGCCCACUCAGACUCAAUAUGUCACAGCUGAGAUUCAGAGCUCACCUACGCAGUCCAGCAGUCAGAAUACACCACAGUACAUCGUUGUCACGGUUACAGAGGGUUCUCUUCAUUCCAGUGACUCUGUAUCAGAUUCUAGUCCUCCUGCUGCUGUAGUCCAGACUGGAGUUCCUACACAGGUGGUGCAGCAGGUGCAGACCGCCCAACAGAGGUCAGUGGUUCAAGCCACAUCUCAGACAACGAAAACAGAGCCGGGCACCCAGCUGAAUGUCACCAGCCUACAAUCGGUGCACCUGACACAGGAGAACUCUUUUCUCAGACAGAGAGGAAGUGUUGCGCAGAGAGAGAGUGAAGUGAAGAGACAGAGACAGAUAGAAAACUGGUUGGAGCGUAGGCCAGCAGUAGUUCUACUAGAGAAAAGCACUAACCCGUUUGGAGACAGUUUAUCAUAUGCAUCAGUCAAUGGAGGUUUGCUGGAUUGCUCAUCCUGUUUCCCCCCGUCUCUACCUGUCGCCUAUUCACCCGUCACCUUCUCUCUACCCGUCAUGUCAGUGGGCUGGGAGACAGACAGGGUCUCCUACACCUCUGCUCCUGUGCCAGAUGUGCAGUCUUACCUCUAUGAGAUGCCCUCAGCCCAUAGCGUACAGCAGCAGCUCCAACAGGUGCCAGUCCAGCAUGUGUAUACUAACCAGGUGCAGUAUGUGGAAGGAGGAGAUGCUAACUACACCACAAGCACCAUUCGUUCCAGCAGUUUCCCAUACACAGAGACCCCUCUGUAUACGCAGACCACUGCUGGACAGUACUAUGAGACCACCCCUGCCUCUGGUUCUGAGGCCACGUCCCCCGGCACCCCUCUCACCGUCUCUGUGACCACAGGAUCCCCUGGGGUAUCCAUGUUUGUGGCGGGGACGGGGCAGAUCGUGGCCAAUCCCACUACGGCGGCAGGGGGUGGAGUCACAGCUGUAGUGGCAGCCACUGGGACGGCGUCGAACGGUUCUGGAGACUCCGGAGGCGAGGCUAACGGUAGCAGCGGGAGCUACGUGAUUCAGGGUGGCUACAUGCUGGCCAGCAGCGGGACCGGCAGCAGUGGAAACGGUCACGGUUAUCCGCACCCCACUCGUGCCUCUCCAGCCACCGUGAGUAUAAACGAAGGCGAGGACAAUAGCGUGCCGUCGGCAGACAAAAAGCUGUCCUCUGGCCCUCAGGUGCAGUGGUUGUUGGAUAAUUAUGAGACAGCGGAAGGGGUGAGUUUGCCUCGGUCGACUCUCUACUGCCACUACCUGCUGCACUGUCAGGAGCAAAAGCUGGAACCUGUCAACGCAGCGUCCUUCGGAAAACUCAUCCGCUCAGUGUUCAUGGGGUUGAGGACCAGACGCCUGGGCACACGAGGGAAUUCCAAAUAUCACUACUAUGGACUGCGGAUCAAAGCGAGCUCAUCUCUGCUCCGUCUGAUGGAGGACCAGCAACACCUGGCCAUGAGGCAGCAGCCCUUCUCCCAGAAACAGAGGCUGAAGCCGGUACAGAAGGUGGAGGGAAUCACUAACGGAAUGUCAUCAGGAUCCGGACAGCAACAGCAGCAGCAGCAGAGCUCGGGUCUGUCGGACAUCAGCACCCAGGUCCAGCAGUACCAGCAGUUUCUAGAUGCUUCCCGAGCUCUCCCGGAAUUCCCUGAUGUUGACCUGCAGGGUAGAGCUUUACCGGAGGGCAUCGAGCUGGAACAUCUUAAAAGCUUUCAGUUGCUCUACAGAGAACACUGCGAAGCCAUUCUGGAUGUGAUGGUCAACCUUCAGUUCCCUUUGGUGGAGACUCUUUGGAAAACGUUUUGGAGGUUCAGUGAAAGUCAGGCAGGAGACUCAGCAACACUAGCUGUGCAUGACGAGUCUGAGAAGAGGCUGCCCAAGUCAUGUUUGGUGCUGCUCUGUAAAUAUGAUCCAGUGCUUCGCUGGAGUCGUGACUGCGACAACACACUGUACCAGGGCCUGGUGGAGAUGCUCAUCCCAGACGUUCUGAGACCUAUUCCCAGUGCCUUAACGCAAGCCAUCCGAAACUUUGCGAAAAGUCUUGAGAGCUGGCUGACUAAUGCCAUGAUGAACAUUCCUGAAGAGAUGGUUCGUGUGAAGGUGACGUCUGCAAGUGCGUUUGCUCAGACCCUGCGCAGGUACACCUCUCUAAACCAUCUGGCCCAAGCAGCUCGUGCCGUACUGCAAAACACGGCACAGAUCAACCAGAUGCUCAGCGACCUCAACAGAGUGGAUUUUGCCAAUGUGCAGGAACAGGCCUCCUGGGUGUGCCGGUGUGAGGAUCGGGUGGUGCAGCGGCUGGAGCAGGACUUCAAACUGACCCUCCAGCAGCAGAACUCUCUGGAGCAGUGGGCCGCCUGGCUGGAUGGUGUGGUCUCGCAGGUCUUAAAGCCGUACCAGUCUAGCUCUGCCUUUCCAAAAGCAGCUAAACUCUUCCUGCUGAAAUGGAGUUUUUACAGCUCUAUGGUGAUCAGAGACCUGACUCUCCGCAGUGCUGCAAGCUUUGGCUCAUUUCAUCUAAUCCGCCUGCUUUAUGAUGAGUACAUGUACUAUCUGAUAGAGCACAGAGUUGCCCAGGCCAAGGGAGAAACUCCCAUUGCUGUCAUGGGAGAGUUUGCAAGUCUUGGUCGAAGUUUGAACCCACUUGAUCCUGAUAAAGAAGAGGAAGAGGAGGAGGAAGAAGACAGCGACUAUGAGUGUCAGGAGUUGUCUCUGCAGUCUGAUGGGGGCGCUAUCGGGGACGAAUCUCUAGAACCGCCCGCUAAGCUGGCUCGAACCGACCAGAGGGUGCUGUUCACCACAGGAAGCAUGGAUAACUAAGAACUUAAAUACACACGUGCACCUACAAGCACACACUCCACAUAACACUCACCCAUCAUUCGUGCACUUGCAUCUAAAAAACAAAUGCUGCAGCUGCAUAUUUACACAACAUUUCAGAUGUUCGUAUGUACAUUUCCAUGCCUGUCGACGUCUCAAACGCACAUAUACACAAGCGUUCACUGAAACACAGAGACACAGAUAGCGCCGCCCUCACAAACUCAUAACAUGAACACCAUCACCGAUCAUAUCAAGAUCUUAGACAGGGUGUAGAGGUCACUAACAAUAGCUCUCGAAUCUAAACCAGAUUCUGUCUCUAUUAGCUGUUGAGACGCAAGAUCACAACUGGAUCCUAAGAGUCGUUCGCAAUGGACUGAACUCUGAUUGGCUACUGAAACCUGAAUGAAACUGUCAGUCAAGCUUUUUUUAACCUGAAAUGGUUGUUAGGGAGAAAAGACGGACUGUAAGUGUGCGUGUUGUGUGUUGAUGUAUACUUUCUGCCUAUCCGUGUGUUGUUCGUGUGAUUGUGAGUGACCCGGGAUCUUAUGGUUUUUAUCGGCUUGCGCCAACACGUGUGUUUUUGUGCAUGUGCGAAUGACCGUCCGUGGUUCUCCAGAAGUGUUGAUAGUUGUUUUUGUCAGUGGUACCUUUUUAAGUUCUUGAUGCCUUCAGUGACUGCCAUGUCAUUAAAUGUUUUAGGCAUAUUACAGCCCGGCUCUUUAAAAACUCAAUUUCCCAUGAGUCUACUGGGUGUAUGUGAUUCAGCUGGGUUGUGUAUUUUUUAUUUAUUUAUUUUUUUUAGGGCUAGUUUAUACAUACCUCUGCAAAUGACAGCAGUUUGCCGGAAAUGAGAGGAGAGUUUUUUUUUUUUUUCCAGUCUGUUGUUUUUCCUCUCGCUUUUUUUUUUUUUUUUUUUAAUGUUUUUUUUGUUCUAUUUUGUUGCACUUUUCCUCUUGCCAAACAUCGUCCUGAGCUUUGUACAAGACAUUAAAUGUUUCUGUCCUUACAUACUUUUUUCUAUGGUCACAAAGUGACAAUCUCGAUGUGUACAGCGUUGUCUAACACUGUUUAGUGCAUAUUUGAUGGUUUGCUGUGUAUUUGAGAUUUGGAUCAAGAUAUUUUACUAGAACCCUUCAAACAAACUUGACACCACUGCCCAUAGUAGCUAGGAAAUGUCAAAGUAGAGAGCGAAAUGAUUUUUCGGCCAUUUCCUUCUCAAGACUCAUUCGUUUAAUUCUUUUCUUGUGUUGUGGCAUAUUUAAUGAUCAAUUUGAGAGAAGUACAGUACAUUAAAACUCUAUAUCCCAUAUCAUUCAACAUAUGUAAACUACGAUUAUUUCUGCUGUAGAUGCUGACUGAUCUCAAACCAGCAUGAUGCUUUUCUUUCCCUCUGAUUCUCUUGACAGAACUACAGGAAACAUAUCAGAAGAUCUGGAGAUCCUCUCUGUAUGACAGCCAUUUUCAUAACAAAAUGAAUUUCCCUUUUCACUUUUUUGAAGUUGUUUCCAUUUCUUGCUCAAAAAAGGAAAGAAAAAAACAACAACACAAAAAAGUGUGGCAGUGUUUUGAGUAAUUUGAACCAUGAGAAUGGUUGUGCCUUUGCAGUUAUCAAAUGAAAUCCAGAUGUUUUUAAUUUAAAAUAUGAAUAAAUUAAUAAUUUCUAAAAUUGUGAAUUGUUUCAACUAUCUAGUUGUAUGUACUUGCAUUUUUUUUUUCUCAACUACUCUUGAAACCAUCACACCUACGCUGUGAUAAUUUGUCAGUGCCUUACUAACUGCAGUCUUAACGUCAGUGUGCAACAUCCUGUCCAAAACCGGCAAACGUGACAAGGAAACAUCACAUGUGGUAAAGAGAGGGGGUUUAUGCGUUUACAUGCCAAGGUACUUUCCUGUCAGACGGUCACAUUAUGCAUUUCGUAAACGUUUCUGAGAAAAGCCACCGAUCGAUAUCAAGAAAAAGAUGGGGCAAAGCCAACCACACUUGAUGGUACAAAUAACCAACAGAAAGAUAACUGACUUCCUUUCAGAAAAUAAUUAAAUGUGUUUAUAUAUAUUACACACAUACUACUGGCAAAAGUUUGGAGUCAGUUUUGAAGUCUCUUGUGCUCACCUAGGCUGCAUUUAUUGGAUUAAAAAACAGUUAAAAAAAACCUUACUAACCCACCCAAAGUGUUUGAAAUAUAGUGUGUGUAUGUGUCUGAACACACACACACACACAUACAUACAUAUUUUUAAUGCACUUUAUACCAAGUCAUCUUUACUUUUGUAGCACUUUAUACAAUAGAAAUAGUUUCAAAGCAGCUUAAACAGGAAAGUAACAAUCAAAAAUGCAAUUCAGUUGUUAACUAAAGCAUUGUAAAGAUAGGGACUUGUUCCCUAUAGAUGCUUUUGCGGUUCACAAUGCAGGAAUGU